AUGGAACGUUGUUUUCAAGGUUGGGUGGUUUUGUUAGCUAUGUUAGUAUUGGCAAUAAGUAUGCCAUGUUCACAUGCUAUUCGGGUAACCAAAACUAAGACCAGGUCUGGCGUUUAUUUUUCUCCUAAGUUUGUGUUGGCGCCAGGAUCAGUUGCAGACAAAUAUUACUAUGAUAUCCCCUUUCCAAAAGGUCAUAUUGGCCUCAAGAGUUUCAAUGCUGAAGUAAUUGAUGAAGAGGGGAAUCCCAUCCCCCUUCAUGAAACUUAUCUCCAUCAUUGGGUUGUUGCUAGAUAUUAUGCCCGGACAGGUUUUGUUGAGCCAGAGGAGACUGGUUUUCAGGACCUUAAAAAGUCAGAUUUUACUUUCGUGAGAAACACUGGAAUGUGCCAGAAUAAUGUUCUUGGACAGUAUUUUGGACUUGGGUCGGAAACACGAAACACAUCCACUCAUGUUCCAGAUCCCUAUGGAAUAGAAGUUGGGAAUCCUGCAGAGGUUCCUGCUGGGUAUGAGGAGAGAUGGAUGCUCAAUGUGCACGCCAUUGAUACACGGGGUGCGGAAAAUGGUUUGGGGUGCACUGAAUGCAGGUGUGAUCUAUAUAAUGUCUCAACGGAUUCACGUGGUCAGCCUUUGAAGCCAGGUUACAAAGGAGGUUUAUAUUGUUGUUAUGAUGGUGUACAGUGCAGAGUAAAACAGGGCUUUAAUGGUGCCAAGAGAAGCCUAUACUUGAGAUAUACUGUGAAGUGGGUUGAUUGGUCUGAUGCAGUUGUGCCUGUCAAGAUUUAUAUCUUUGAUGUCACUGACAGGAUGAAUCAUUCAGCAGGACCUUCUAUUGUACAUGAUUGCAGGGUCGAAUAUAAUGUUGAAGAGUCUUGCAGUGCCGCUAGUACAGCUAGUGACAGGUGCUUAGACAACCAACGGGCAAUGGUUACUAUGCCAGCUGGUGGUUAUGUCGUCUAUGGUGUAGCCCAUCAGCACACAGGGGGGCUUGGUUCAACUCUAUAUGGAGAGGAUGGGAGGAUUCUAUGUUCCUCAAUACCAAUUUAUGGAAAAGGAAAGGAAGCUGGAAAUGAGGCCGGUUAUAUUGUAGGAAUGUCCGCUUGUUAUCCUCAACCAGGCUCUGUCAAAAUAAAUGACGGGGAGACUCUGAUUGUGUUAUCUAACUAUAGCAGCACACAGACUCACACAGGAGUUAUGGGUCUCUUCUACAUUUUGGUUGCAGACACCCUGCCAAAGUCCUCCUUGCUUAGCUUGGACGCUCCACUCUGA
Molecule: messenger RNA, 1266 nt
Organism: Prunus armeniaca (apricot)
Lineage: Eukaryota; Viridiplantae; Streptophyta; Magnoliopsida; Rosales; Rosaceae
Source: the annotation of a GenBank genome assembly